Molecule: messenger RNA, 477 nt
Organism: Dendrobium catenatum
Lineage: Eukaryota; Viridiplantae; Streptophyta; Magnoliopsida; Asparagales; Orchidaceae
Product: mannose-specific lectin 2-like
Exons: 1
Coding region: 1-477 (158 amino acids)
Source: RefSeq, a predicted model, not a curated record
AUGGCCAUGAUGAUGAAUAGUACCAAUAACAUCCCAACAAGAUCAUCCACAAGUAUCUUUAUUAUUUGUGUUGCCGCUCUCCUGCUCAUAUUUGCACCUUCCUAUUCAAAUAGCUCUGCCUCUAGCAUGCAAGUCGGUGAUAUUUUGAAUACUGGAGAUUCUCUCAUACUCAGUGGAUGUACAUUGACAAUGGAAAGUGAUUGCCUUCUCAUUCUAUAUGCAAUAGGAAGUUCAAUUUGGGACUCCAAAACCUCUGGCAAAGGCGAUCAUCAUUGCCAAGCGAAGCUGAAUAAUGAUGGCCAACUCGUCAUCUUAUCUGGAGCAGGUAAUACCGUCUGGGGAAGUCCGUACCAAGGUCCAAUUAGCAACUACGUCCUCGAAUUCAAUGGAGACUGCUACAUUGGGAUCAGAGACCUCGGUAAUGGCCACACCGUGUGGUCUACUUGCCCGAUUGAUUUGUGCGUUAAUCAGUUUUAG